CGUCUAUCGUGUUUUCUUCCGCAGGCCCUCUUUUCGUCAAUACCCCGCCAUUGAGCUCAAUUACUUGACUGAUAUCAUUAUCGGAGGCCUCUUCACAUACUGGUCAAUCCCUCAAUCUGCCCAUUCCAGCAAAAAGCUCCACAUCCCACCCCAUCCGCUACCACCCCGCAAAACCCCCGCCAUGUCGUCCAAGUCGCAAUUGACCUACACUGCCCGUGCGAGCAAGCACACCAACCCUCUGGCCAAGCGCCUCUUCGAGAUCGCCGAGGCCAAGAAGACCAAUGUGACCGUCUCCGCUGACGUGACCACUACCAAGGAGCUCCUGGACCUCGCUGACCGUAGGCCCGCCGAAACCUCUUUCACUCCAUGAUAAGGAAUUGACCCCCGAGAUAUGUACAUAGGCCUGGGACCCUACAUCGCCGUGAUCAAGACGCACAUCGACAUCCUGUCGGACUUCAGCAACGAGACCAUCGAGGGCCUCAAGGCGCUGUCCGAGAAGCACAACUUCCUGAUCUUCGAGGACCGCAAGUUCAUCGACAUCGGCAACACCGUCCAGAAGCAGUACCACAAGGGCACCCUCCGGAUCUCGGAGUGGGCCCACAUCAUCAACUGCAGCAUCCUGCCCGGCGAGGGCAUCGUGGAGGCCCUGGCCCAGACCGCCGCUGCCGAGGACUUCGAGUACGGCGCCGAGCGCGGCCUCCUGAUCCUGGCCGAGAUGACCUCCAAGGGAUCCCUCGCCACGGGCCAGUACACCACCGCCUCGGUGGACUACGCGCGCAAAUACCAGAAGUUCGUCAUGGGGUUCGUGUCGACGCGGGCGCUAGGCGAGGUGCAGUCGGAGGCGAGCUCCGCCUCGGACGAGGAGGACUUUGUCGUGUUCACGACGGGCGUCAAUAUCUCCUCCAAGGGCGAUAAGCUCGGCCAGCAGUACCAGACCCCCGCCUCUGCGAUUGGUCGCGGAGCCGAUUUCAUCAUCGCCGGUCGCGGGAUCUAUGCCGCGGCGGACCCGGUGCAGGCGGCGCAGCAGUACCAGAAGGAGGGCUGGGAGGCGUACCAGGCCCGUGUUGGCGGAAACUAAAAUUGAGUGAGGGGUGGCUGUUUAUUAUAGACGAUGUACAGGAUUAGCAACAUAAUGC
Messenger RNA from Aspergillus brunneoviolaceus CBS 621.78, 1136 nucleotides. RefSeq names its product orotidine-5'-phosphate decarboxylase pyrG (gene pyrG). Gene Ontology annotation, molecular function: orotidine-5'-phosphate decarboxylase activity. The transcript has a single exon. Bases 392 to 1078 code for a protein of 228 amino acids. Lineage: Eukaryota; Fungi; Ascomycota; Eurotiomycetes; Eurotiales; Aspergillaceae. The record is from RefSeq and is a predicted model, not a curated record. Gene Ontology annotation, cellular component: cytosol. Gene Ontology annotation, biological process: 'de novo' pyrimidine nucleobase biosynthetic process; 'de novo' UMP biosynthetic process.